Paramecium octaurelia is the source of this 1105-nucleotide messenger RNA. The record is from the annotation of a GenBank genome assembly. Lineage: Eukaryota; Ciliophora; Oligohymenophorea; Peniculida; Parameciidae.
AUGAAUUGUGAAAUGAUUGUUGAGUAAUAAAGAAAUAAGGUAAAAGAGUGUCUUUAAGGAGUAUAAUAAGAGUUAUAUGUAAUAUAAGAAUAUCAUUAUUAGUUAUCUUUCAGCAGAAUUGACAAUUUUCUUGAUUAACUUGCUAUUCCUACUUAUCCAUCACUUCUUCAAAAUAUUGUUAAUCAUACUCCAAAAUUUCAUUAAAUAUCAUUGUCUUCUAUACAAAACUUUGCUCAAUCAUUAAUUCAACAAAUUAAACCUAUUAUUAUCACUAUUAAUUAACAGUAUCAAUCAAAUCAACAUUAGUUAGUUCAACAGGAGAAUCAUCAUGAAUCAAAUUCUAAACCAUUCACUUAUGAUUUAAUUCAAAAUCAUUCAAUUCAAUAAACUGAAUAUUGUUUUGCAAUUGCUAUUAAUAAUGAUAAUUCAAUUGUAUUAGCAGGGUGUAAUAGUACUAUCAAAGUAUUUGAAUUUAAAUAAGAAUAAUUGAAACUAACUCAACUUCUUAGUGAACAUUAAAAUUAUGUUUUAACUUUAAAUUUUAUGAAGAAAUCGUCUCAAUUUAUAUCUGGGAGUCGUGAUAAAUAGAUGAUAAUAUGGUCUAUGAACUCAAAUAAUUAAUGGAUCUGUUCAUACAAAUUGAAUGAACAUCAAGAUUAUAUUAGAUGUUUAAUAUUGAAUAAUAAUGAAGAUCUUAUUAUAUCAGGAAGUAGUGAUAAAACUAUUAAAUUUUGGAUAAAGAAUAAUUAAUGGACGUGUUCACAAACUAUUACAGAUCAUACAAAUUAUGUAUAUGGAUUAAGUUGGAAUGAGAAAUAGAAUAAUGUGAUAUCUUGUGGAGUAGAUAAAUUAAUCUUAAUAAUAGAGGAGUCAUCGUAAAAAAAAUGGAAUGUAANUCUCAUCUUACUUUCAAAAUAUUAUCAUUAAAACUUAGAAUCUUAAUUAUUGGUAGGAUGGCAGGUUGAAAUAUGGUCUUAGAAAUUUAACUCCUUAAAAGUAGUCAGUAGAUGGCUCCAGAAAGUUUAACCAAGCGACCCUAAAAGUCCACCUUUUAGCUUCGGCCUAAUUCUAAUUGAUAAUUAAUAUAGAAAAAAUUCCUGAUUGA